Molecule: messenger RNA, 1371 nt
Organism: Ixodes scapularis (black-legged tick)
Lineage: Eukaryota; Metazoa; Arthropoda; Arachnida; Ixodida; Ixodidae
Exons: 5
Coding region: 1-1371 (456 amino acids)
Source: RefSeq, a predicted model, not a curated record
AUGGUGUGUUUCAACGGCUUCUUCGGCUGUCCGUUCUGCCUCAUGAAAGGCGAGCAUAAGGAAGGAUGUGUACGUUAUGUCGCUGAUGAGGCACCAGCUCCAAGGACAUCGGAGCUCCUUGCUCGAGAUAUGGUGCUGGCGCAGAGACUGGGGGACCCUGUGAAUGGCGUCAAGGGUCCAUCUGCACUCAUGAACCUUAAAGGCUUUGACCUGGUUGAGGGAAUGAGUGCCGAGUAUAUGCACUGCGUUCUCCAAGGGGUAGUGCGGCAGUUCACGGAGCUGCUUUUUUCAUCUUCCAGCUCACGGCAGCCCUACUACAUGGGUGCACGGGGGUCUGUUGUCAAGGUCAAUGCACGCCUCCAAAGCAUCAAGCCUCCGCACUGUAUCACAAGGCUACCUCGUUCGAUUGAGGAGCGCAGUUUCUGGAAGGCCUCCGAGUGGAAGCAAUGGCUCCUUUUUUAUGCCCUUCCAUGCUUGCUGGACCUCCUUCCCCAACUCUACUGGAGGCACCUGUGCAAGCUCUCUGAGGCUAUCCAUAUCUUGCUCCGUGAUAGUCUUACGCUUGAGGAAAUCAAGCGUGCAGAAGAACUUCUCCACAUGUUCGUGGGUCGUGUGGAAGCCCUCUACGGAGUGACUGCCAUGACCUUUAACGUGCACCUUCUUGUUCAUCUUGCGAACUCUGUCCGUCACUUGGGGCCACUCUGGGCCCACUCAGCCUUCGUCUUCGAGGGUGGGAAUGGAAAACUUGUGAAUCUUGUGUCAGCAGCCAAGGGACUUCCUCAACAAGUUGUAGAACGUGUGGUGAUGAUGCAGGAAUUGGAGCUUUUGCUUUCCACUCACAAACUGCCGGCAAGGGAGGAGCAGAUCUGCCGAGGCUUCCUCGGUUACAUGCCGAUUCAAAACGCUUGCCGGGUGAAUGAAACGACGACACUUGGCUGUGGGCAACCCGCCAUUAUGAGCAGUGAGGACAAGUUUGCUCUUCAGCAGCACUUUGGAGCAACUGUAAGCAGUGCUACGGAGUACCAGAGAUGCGUCAUAAAAAAUCAAGUGUACCAUAGCACUUCCUACACGAGAGCCACCCAAAGUGACACCACUUUUGUCUCCACGCAUGAUGGACAUUACUUUAAGAUUUUGAAAAUUGUGGAAGUAGUUUUGGCAACUGGUUCUUGCUGCGUCCUCCUUUGCAAGAAAGUGGUUCUGAGGGAAUUGCAACAGCUUCCAGAGCACAUCAAGGAGUGCUUUCUCUCAGAAAGAAGCACUGUUUGCUGUGUGGAGCCCUGCAAUGUCAAAAGCAGCUGUGUUUACAUUGAAUUCAUAUCGGAUAGCAAGUCCUUCAUCUGUGACCUCCCAAAUGUUAUAGAGCGCGAUUAG